Solenopsis invicta (red fire ant) is the source of this 1096-nucleotide messenger RNA. RefSeq names its product mitochondrial import inner membrane translocase subunit Tim10 (gene Tim10). The transcript has 2 exons. Lineage: Eukaryota; Metazoa; Arthropoda; Insecta; Hymenoptera; Formicidae. The record is from RefSeq and is a predicted model, not a curated record. Gene Ontology annotation, cellular component: mitochondrial inner membrane. Bases 630 to 905 code for a protein of 91 amino acids. Gene Ontology annotation, biological process: protein insertion into mitochondrial inner membrane.
AGGUACACCAAAGAGGAACUCUGGCACGCCAACGUGGUGAACGUGGUCAAAUGAGAUGUUCCAAAUUCGUCUGUCCGGCAAUUUUCAAAGCACGCUUUUAGAAAAUUGAUUAGAUAAUCAAGAACUCGUGAACUUAAAACGAGAAAGAUCGUGAAAAACUUGACAAUAUUUAUGAGAUAUCUCGUUUUGACGCAUUUUGAGCUAUUCGUACAAAUACAUUUUCUUACGAACCGAAGAUAAAUUUAACACUACAGCGUGACUCGAGUCUGGUGGAGCUUCGGAGGUUGGUGGAGAGAGGUUAGAAAUUAUCAGAAAUUAUUGCCGGUGGUCGCGUGGUGUAUACACGUUCAGGUAGAUGAAAUUUUUUAACUUGCAAAUGGAAUGUCGUUACGAUUAAAUAAGAGCAUCGCUUUGCCAACUUGGGCGAAAGUAGGAAUUGGAUGGUCUGUAGCCACUGUUCUCGGAAUUUAUGCAUUUGUGCUGUCCAAGCAAAGUGUCACUGCCAGGAGAUAUGAGAUUAUGAAAGCUAGACAACGAUUGCGUGACACCAAUGUUGUAGAUUAACUUAUUGUUGAGGAAUAAAAGAUUUCUUAGAAAAGAUAGCGCAACUAGAGUACAAAGUCAAAGGAAUGGCGACGUUACCGCAAUUAGAUGAAACUAAACUGAAGUUGGUGCAGGAUUUAGAAAUAGAAAUGAUGUCAGACAUGUAUAACCGUAUGACAUCUGCUUGUCACAGGAAGUGUAUAGCACCAAAGUACACUGAAGCGGAAUUAGGCAAAGGUGAAUCGAUAUGUCUAGAUCGUUGUACUGCUAAAUAUUUAGACAUUCAUGAACUUAUUGGCAAGAGGCUCACUCAGAUUUCAAUGCAAGAAGCAAAAGUCCCAGAGCAGCCAAAGACAAGUUGAAUCUAUAUUAUUAUUAGUUGAUAAUAUCUGUUAUACAAGUACUUAUAAACUGUUAUACAUAUAAGUUGUCUUCAAUCUUUCUUCAGUUACAACAGUUUACAAAAACUGGUAACCUAAAUUAAAAUGAAUGAUGAACUCUGUAGUAUCAUUUUGUAUUUCAGUUUGUGAAUAAACUGAUCAUUGACAUGUUA